UCUUUGUCCCUUUUCGACUUGUUUAAUAAUUUCUUGACCAAGUCUGUUUCUUCUUCUCUAUCCUCUUUAGCCAUCAACAUCAACCAUUGCUAAUUCCUCUUCAUACAUCAUCCCUAAAUAGAUAUUCUAAUUCUUCUCCUUAAGUAGUAUGACAAGUUAAGAAGAGCCCAAGACAAACCACACCUCAGAUCAAAUCAUGGACUGGCUUGAAGAUUCAGUUUCCUUCCUUCCCUCUUUCUUAGAUGAUCCAUAUCAAUCUGCUGAGAUCAGUGGCUAUCCAUGGUGGGAUGAAAGACAAGAUAUUAUUGGCCACGAUCUACUUCAUACCAUAAACACUUCCGUUUAUAGCCCUCCCACCACUGCAACUGUAACUGCCACUGCCACUAUCAUCACCACCACCACUAGCCCUCCUGAUUCCACCAUUUCCAAUCUCCUUCCUCUUCCCAAUUCCUCAAAAAAACGAAAAACAGCUGAUGGCCCAAUUCCUAAAACGUCUCAAAACCAUCAUAAUCCGCGAAAAAACCAAGGCCGGCAGACAAACCAGGUUGAGGAUGGAGACACAGCUGUUGAAGAAGUGGUUGCAGUAAGGAAAACAGUUGGGAACAAGAGGAAUUCAGGUAAGGGUGCGGGAAAUAAUAACUGUAAUAACAAGGAAGGUAGAUGGGCAGAGCAGCUGCUCAAUCCUUGUGCCACUGCAAUCACUGAAGGAAAUUGCAUGCGCGUACAACACCUUCUUUAUGUUCUACACGAGCUUGCUUCUCUCACAGGAGAUGCCAACCAUAGGCUCGCGUUUCACGGCCUGCGGGCACUGACUCACCACUUAUCCUCCUCCCCUUCUGUCUCAGCCCCGGCGGCGGGGUGUGUUACCUUCUCUACAGCAGAACCGCGAUUCUUUCAGAAAUCUCUGAUCAAAUUUUCAGAGGUUAGUCCUUGGUUUGCCUUCCCUAACAACAUUACAAACUCUUGUAUCCUCCAACUUCUCAAUGAGGAAAAUGAUCGAACACGUAGUCUGCACAUUCUUGAUAUUGGGGUUUCACAUGGGAUUCAAUGGCCAAUACUUCUGGAAGCCUUGUCCCGAAGAUUAGGUGGUCCUCCUCCGCUUGUUCGCAUUACAAUAAUCGCCGGCACUGACCAAAAUAACGACACGGCAUUCUCAAAAGGUCCACCAGGUGACAAUUUCUCAACUCGGCUUCUCAUUUAUGCAAAAUCCAUCAACAUAAAUUUAGAGAUCAACCGAUUGGACAAUCAACCAUUACAGAAUCUAAAUGCCCAGAUCAUAAACUCCUCAGAGGACGAGACUCUAAUCAUCUGUGCCCAAUUCAGACUCCACCACCUAAACCACAACACCCCAAAUGAGAGAACAGAGUUUUUGAAAACAUUAAGAAAAAUGGAGCCCAAAGGUAUUAUACUAAGCGAGAACAACACGGAAUGUAGCUGCAGUAACUGCGGAAACUUCGCCUGCGGGUUUUCUCGGAAAGUGGAGUACUUAUGGCGGUUUCUGGAGUCGACCAGCAGCGCAUUCAAAGGGCGAGAGAGCGAGGAGAGAAGAUUAAUGGAAGGAGAAGCUGCGAAGGGUUUGACAAACAGGGGUGAGAUGAAUGAAGGGAAAGAGAAAUGGUGUGAGAGAAUGAGAGGAGCGGGGUUUAUGGGAGAGAGUUUUGGAGAGGAAGCCAUUGAUGGAGGUAGAGCUCUUCUGAGAAAGUACGACAGUAAUUGGGAAAUGAGAGUGGAAGAGAAAGAUGGGUUUGUGGGGUUAUGGUGGAAAGGUCAGCCAGUUUCGUUUUGUUCGUUGUGGAAGUUAAACCACCAACCAACUCCCACUUAGUUAAAUUUUUUCUUUUCUUAUAGAUAAGUUUUCGUUUCGUGUUAAAUUUAUGUGUUUUAGGCACUAUUUCCUGAUCAAUCUAUAUUUCUCCUAUUGAUUUGUUAA
Molecule: messenger RNA, 1930 nt
Organism: Cannabis sativa
Lineage: Eukaryota; Viridiplantae; Streptophyta; Magnoliopsida; Rosales; Cannabaceae
Product: protein NODULATION SIGNALING PATHWAY 1
Exons: 1
Biological process (GO): regulation of DNA-templated transcription
Cellular component (GO): nucleus
Molecular function (GO): DNA-binding transcription factor activity; sequence-specific DNA binding
Source: RefSeq, a predicted model, not a curated record